UUGGUGGUGGGUGGUGUUGGGGUGUAUAGAGGCCCCUCAUGUGACAUCUGUAGAUGGAGCUGAUCCAUCCGACGUGGUGCUGGGUUGCUGUUGCUUCCUCUUGUGUUCAUCUUGAGGUUAGAAGGUGGAGCUUCGUGGAGUUCCUCUUGGUUUCAUUUACAGUUAACCAAACUUUCUGUCACUCACUCUGAAUGUUUGCAUCCGUGCUGCCAUGGUGGCCCCCACCGACUUCCUUCAGGAUCUUAUAAUUAAUUAGACUAACGGUCAAAACAAAGAUGACUGUGCUGCAGAGCGUGGCCUGUCUGUGGACGCUGGCCCUCACACUGACUGCACCUGUCUGCAGUGACAUUCAGUUCUUGGAGCGGAAUGAGGGCGACUCCGUGGUUCUGCCCUGCGUGGUGGAUCAGAGGAACCCGGCUCCUCUCGGCAUGUACCUGAAGCGCACCUGGCUGCAGCACAGAGAGGUUCUCUUCAUGUACACCAAGAGGGAGUUCAGCAUGCACGUCGAUGCUGACAAGAAUCGAACCAGCAUCAGUGGAGACCCGAGCAGCCACUCUCUGAACGUCACCAUCUCUCAGCUGAGGGCCGGCGACACCGACCGCUACUACUGCGAGUUUGUGGUGGAACAACCUUCAUCUGAAGAUGAGCACGUGCCUGGAAACAAUGAAUUCUUCCUCCUCGUGAGUUCUGCUGGUGCUGCUGGUGCUGCUGGUGCUGACGCCCCAGGGUUGGUGGAGACGUGUGCCGGGGGCUCGGUCGUGCUCCCCUGUCUCCCCCCACACAGGGACAAGGCGAUGGUGGAAGGUGUGAGCCUGAAGAGGCAGAAAAUGGGCCAGGCGGCCGUGGAGGUCUUGUACCACCACCCACUCACUGCCCACUACCGCAGCAGCAGAAGCAGCAGCCCUCCAUCCUCCACCCAGUUCCCCGCUGAGAGGGUCCAGCUGUCCUUGGCGCCCGGCCCCGGCGGCAUCACCUACGACCUCACCCUGCUGCAGCUGCAGCCAGACGACAGCGCCCUCUACAGCUGCCAGCUGCUGCUGCAGGACAGGCCCGACUCCACGGCUAGUCUAGGGAGACAGGUGUACUUUGUUUCAGUGCAAGGAGGUCAGUGCGGCUGCUCCAGCUACUCCACCCUGCUGUACUCGUUGUCCUCGGCCGUGGCCGUCCUCGUUCUCCUCCUCGGCUGUAUGAUGGUUUAUAAAGGCAAAUCACGCCGCAGCAUCCAGUCGCACCCUCAGGCCCCCAUCUACGAGGACAUGACCAGGGUGAAGGCCACCAGUCAGAAGCUGCCCCUCCACCCUCUGGAGGAAACCGAGUGCUCCGAGUACACAAACUGCCGAGUGAAGAAAUCGUGUCCUGAGAAUCAUUAUGAAAGCCCGAGCGGGGCCCUGUGCCCCCGGAGUUAGACCUCGUCACAGCUCAGCAACUCAGCUUAGAAAAGUUUGCAGCUUCAGAGAGUUUGAAUUUUGGCAUUUUAAAGUCUAAAUGUCGGCUGCCUGUGGAGUGAAGCUUUGUCACAUUUAUAUAAUAAUAUGUUGAUCUAUGCUGAUGUACAUUUUUUUUUUACAAUUAAUGAAGAAAUUUGAAAUCUGAUUACAACCUGUUUACAAAAAAAAAAAGUUGUCACGGUGUGUAGAACAUUGAAACUUGAAGAAUUUGAAAUGGUUUGAACAUUUUGAAUUUGACGGCAGUUUGAAAUAAAA
This is a messenger RNA of Larimichthys crocea (large yellow croaker), 1703 nucleotides long. It is a transcript of the gene cd7al, whose product is annotated as cd7 antigen-like. Gene Ontology annotation, molecular function: signaling receptor activity. Bases 276 to 1406 code for a protein of 376 amino acids. Gene Ontology annotation, biological process: adaptive immune response. The transcript is spliced from 5 exons. Gene Ontology annotation, cellular component: membrane. The record is from RefSeq and is a predicted model, not a curated record. NCBI's taxonomy places the organism in Eukaryota, Metazoa, Chordata, Actinopteri, Sciaenidae.